AGGAGCUGCUGAAAGUUAUGCCAAGUUAUCAUGAACGGAAGGAAUAGCAUUACGCCCGGAAACGUUGAUUCACAGGAUAUUCCGAUCUAUCACAAAGAGGCGUUCCCCAACCAUCAUUACUCAAAUGUCAUUAUCCGUUCAUUGGUAUGCGAACCAAACUCAGCCUAUCAAUGUGUUCCCAUUGUAUCCCUUGCCGAAUUAUGCAGUCCGACGCGGUAGUCCGCAGUGAUGCCCGCUUAAUCCCCAGUUUCAAAGGGCCACAGCAAGGACUACUUUAUACGUAGAAAAUCUACUCACAAAGCCAUUGUUGUUUUUGAUCAUGAGGGGCUGGCAAAAUUGAUCGAACUGCAAAUUGAAGUUUACGUUCCGAUCAUUAUCUUCGACCGUCAAAGAGUUCCUCUUUCAGUCCAGAUGCUUCCGCUGUCAUAUCAGAAGUUUGUUCCGAAAACCACUCAAGCUUUUUACCGUUACUGUAUAACUUCUACCAUUUUCCCACGUUCUUCUCGUGUGCUUUAAGCUUGGCAGGAACUACGUAUCGCUGUCUACACAUCAUGCUAUCUAUUAAAGAGUAUAUCGACAAUCUCAACACGAGAGCCUCCAAAUCAACAUUUGGCAGAGUUUUUCGCCUUGAUGGAUGUGGUCAUGUACGUAUUCAAGUACUUAAUCCAAUCUUUAUGAGAUACUUACCAGUACUAGGAACAACAAAAGAAGAGUGCAAAGUUCAUUACGGAAAUCAGAGCUGGGGUGACGACCUUUUUCACAAUGGCAUAUAUCAUCGCCGUCAAUGUAUGCAGAGUUCCUUGAAGAAAUAUAACAUCCCUCUAAUAUUGCUUCAAGUCAACGGUUCUAUCACAGAGCGGUGGCCCCUGUAUCUGUUCCGACACAGAAGAUCCGUCAUGUGCAACAGAUUCAGACUACGCCGCUUGUGUUCUUGGUUAGUAAAUAUCUGGUUCUCGAAUGUUCUGUUUCCAAUGCUGAUUCUAUCUAGAUAUCAAUCGUGAUAUGAUUACUGCAACUGCAGCGGUGGCAGGCAUAGGAUCUUUGGCAUUUGGCUUCUUCACUAAUCUACCGGUCGCUUUGGCGUGAGUAUAUACUCCAAAAUAGUACUUCACAGACGGAAACUAAUGUUCUUAGACCUGGGAUGGGCCUGAAUGCAUACUUUACUUACCAAGUUGUUGGUUUUCAUGGGACUGGGACUGUUCCUUAUCGCUUGGCACUCACUGCAGUAUUCAUAGAAGGAUUCAUUUUCGUUUUUUUAUCUUUAAUUGGCAUGCGACAAUGGCUUGUAAAGGUAAUACCUGCUUCAAUUAAGGUCGCCAGCGGUGUCGGGAUUGGCCUGUUUUUAACAGAAACCGGAAUGUCAUACUCUGCAGGGAUUGGUGCUAUGACUGGCUCCGCAGUAACUCCCACAGCCCUAGGAGGGUGCCCUCCUCGCUAUCUCGACGUCACAGGGGCCUGUACCAGUCACCAAAUGACGAACCCUACGGUUAGAUUCCUCCCCUGUAUUAUCCUCACCGUGAAAAUUUUUACUAACUUUUUACAGAUGUGGAUCGGAAUUAUCUUCGGAGGUUUCUUAACUGCAUACCUAAUGGCAUUUAGAUUCAAAUCCGCCAUAAUUAUCGGCAUUGCAAUUGUAUCUAUCUUCUCAUGGCCGUAAGUAAAUCAAAGAGAUUUUGCUUCACCAGCUAACAUGUAUGGCAGGCGUGGCACGACCUUUACGUAUUUCCCGUACACUCCAGAUGGUGAAUCACGUUUCCAAUUCUUCAAACAAGUUGUCGCAUUUCAUCCCAUUCGCAACACACUCGCUGCACAGGAUUGGGAUAUCACUGCUGCAGGCUCUCACUUUGCUUUGGCGCUUUUUACUUUCUUAUAUGUCGACAUCAUCGAUUGUACCGCUACUUUGUAUUCCAUGGCGCGCUUUUCAGGAGCAGUCGAUACGAAAACUGGAGAUUUCCCCCGCUCUACCAUAGCAUAUUGUACGGACGCCAUGACAAUUUCUAUCGGCUCUUUGUUUGGAUGUUCACCUGUAACUGCAUUCAUUGAAUCUGGUGCUGGUAUAACUGAGGGCGGCCGGACAGGCCUCACAGCUAUCACAACUGGUGUCUGCUUUCUGAUAUCCAUUUUCUUCGCUCCCAUCUUCGCAUCAAUUCCUCCAUGGGCUACUGGAUGUACUCUUAUCCUGGUAGGAUGUAUGAUGAUGCGUCAAGUUGUUUCAGUUAACUGGUCUUACAUUGGCGACGCCCUCCCAGCUUUCGUCACUAUCGUCUCGAUCCCUUAUACAUACUCCGUUGCAUAUGGACUGAUUGCCGGUCUAAUGACAUAUACCGCUCUCAAUGGAUCCGUAUAUUUAACGCAAAAGAUUUCCAGGGGUAGAUUGACUCCACCAGAUGCUGACAAUGCUGAAUACUGGACAUACAAACCAAGCGGCGGUACGGCACCAUGGUUUAUUAGAGUCGCACAUCGAAAGUUCUGGCAUAGAGGCGAUAUGGAAAGUAUUGAUGGAAACUCGGCUACCAUGGAACAUGAAUUAGCUGAGAAGAGACGCUCUGAGAUUAGAUCCUCUGAUCUUUGAUCAAAUCGAUUUAUGCACACGGUACUCUUCUGCUUUACGGUUAUAGUUCAUGGAUAUUUACACAGUGCGUAUUGGUAUAAUAGGACUCGAAAAAUGGUUUUGAUAUAAAAAAUUUCAUGGAAUGGUAAGUUGUAUUGAAUGGUAUAUUUGUUGGUUUUAAUAGAGAGAUGACUUAUGGGCAUGAUAGCUUGCUUGCAUGAGGGUAUGAAGUAUAAAGGAAAAGGUUUGGUUUGAUGGAUGAAUUAUGGAUAAAAA
Sclerotinia trifoliorum is the source of this 2827-nucleotide messenger RNA. NCBI's taxonomy places the organism in Eukaryota, Fungi, Ascomycota, Leotiomycetes, Helotiales, Sclerotiniaceae. The record is from the annotation of a GenBank genome assembly.